Messenger RNA from Exophiala aquamarina CBS 119918, 4956 nucleotides. RefSeq lists its product as uncharacterized. NCBI's taxonomy places the organism in Eukaryota, Fungi, Ascomycota, Eurotiomycetes, Chaetothyriales, Herpotrichiellaceae. The transcript is spliced from 5 exons. The record is from RefSeq and is a predicted model, not a curated record. Bases 1 to 4956 code for a protein of 1651 amino acids.
AUGGCGGAUAAUGAUGUUGAUCUUUCUGAGUGGACCGACUUCUUCGAAAACAGCCAGCUUUUCGCACCAACUGGCUUACCAACCGAAGGCGACAACAACUCGACGUGCGUGUUGAACAAACUGGGCGGACUCGCUUUUUCGUCAGAAAAGGUUCAACAAGAAUUCCGCGGCAAUGCCCCUUCCGGAGACGAACCUUUCGAGUUAUUGGGCCUCGACCAGGCGGUUUCCUCAUCCCAUGCCCUUCAAGACAUUCUCAACACCUUUGGUGUUAAUCCAGAUACCUGGAGUAUCUCGCCCAUUCUACCCGAUCAGGACGAGACAGAAGCGCCUGUGGACAUAAUGGAGCCCCUUCGCCUCAUGAUCCAAGAACUCCGCGAUGCGGCUGGAGUUUCCGCUGAGAUCGAACAUGAAAAUCGGAAUGGCCUGUGGAUAAUCCCGAAACAGGAAACCGCUCUGGCGAUCACUGUUGGGCUGGCGUUCAAGAUAAAUCUCAACCAAGUGGUGGAUAUCGGAAAUAAUAUAGUCGACAAGCUGAACGAGUUAUUCGGUCUGAAGCUCAGCGAGUUGAACUUCAGCGGGCUGGGAAAAUUGAAAAUUCGCAUCAAGAGCAGAACCGUCAUCUCCAAGACCGAGGGUGACAAUGGACAGACAGUCUGGGAAGAUCCUUCUACUCUCUACGAGUUCCUUUUCCAAUUCCCUGUAUUUGGGCUGUUGCUCAACUUCCGCAUAACGUAUGUUGGCGAGUUCGAGUUUUCCGUUUCUGAGGAUCCAAGCGACACCAGGUCCAUGUUCGAGAAGAUCGCGAGUCUCAUUAAGCAACCACCGUCUGCAGAUGACGCCGAUCCUACCACGGACGACCAGGGCUUCUCCAUAACGCCUCGGCUGUGGAACCUGACGGUGACGAAAACCGACUCUGCGUUCGAAUGGAGCAUAGCUUUCCUGGUCAAACUCAAGAUAAGCGCGGAAUGGGACACCCUCACAAUGGCCUUGACGUACAACGGCGCGAUCGGGACGUUUACCGGCCGCCUCAUCUUCAAAGGGACGUUUAAUGAGCCAUCGCUGGACGUCGAGUUUGAUGAGAUAUGGGACGUCCCGACCGAUUUCUACCCUGACUUGACCGAUCGAUUCGACUUCCGCAGCAUUCCCCAAUUCGAGUCGCUGCCAAACUCCUUUCCCACCAAUUUGACCGAAGCUUCCUUCGAGUACACCAAGGGAUCUCCGUACAAGUUGCUCAUGUCUGCCACCCUGAACUCCGACGGCGCCCUCGAGGACCCGCCGGCCGGCGCGGACGAGGUUCCGUUCCCCUUUGAGUGGACGACGAUCUCGCUCUACUUUGCAAAAUCUGGAUCAACCCUAGAGAUGGAGAUGUUCACCCAAUUUCAACUCAAUCCCCCGGACGACCGGUUUGGCACUGGCCGAAUCGACCUCCGCUUCCGCUACGCCAGCGGCUUGUGGGAGCUUGGGGGCCAUGCGGACAACAUCCAAGUUGGAUCGAUUGCCCCGUGGUUUGAUCCAAAUUUGCAGAGCGAAGUCCUGGACGUCGUGGGAAAGCUGAAGAUCGUAUCUGUCGAUCUUGCCUACUCGUUCGAAAAGUCGGGCCCAAAGCAGAAGGCUUCCGCAUUCACGUUUGAAGGACUUAUCGAAAUGGGAGAAUUGCAACUCUCUCUGCUAUACCAGUAUCAAAAGAUCACCGAGGGUGCCCCCUCCGCUAGAAAGCUCUUGACGGGCAGCGAAAAGAAAUUGGGCCCGGUUGUGCGAGCAGCGGCCAAUGAAUCCACGUUCUGGCUCUUCGAGGCGAUCUUGGAUACUCCACAGCCCGAAACGACGUUGGCAGAGAUUGCCGAGUCGAUUGUCGAAGGGGCAGCGGCAGAACUUCCCAGUUUUGUUGGCGACAUCCAAGUGAAGAGCGACGACGCCGGGGCGGAGCUGAUGAGCCUCCGGGUUCAAAAAUCCGGCUAUGGAGGGGUGCAGCGGGUUGUGUUUGUCUUCAAUGUGAACAUUGCCACCCUAGAAUUCACUUUUGCCCAGGUGUCGUCGAAAAUUGGGACGAGCAAUGCGACCAAGAGAUUGCUCAGGGUGGCCGUCGAGAAGAUACCAUUGCUUAGCGACUUGCCAGUAGUCAAGGAAUUGCCACAGCCGUUCGACGAACUCCAGUACAUGUGGUCCCAGACCGCCGGACUUGUGCGAACGGAGGUCGAGGCGCUGAACCAGAACCUUGGAGAAGGGAACGAAUUGAUGUUCAAGGCUACUACAAAAUCCUCCGUCGACCCGACGUCUAACAAGGAUCCCGUCGUGUUCGCCGAAGGACACCAUUUCGUUGUGGUCAACGAUGGGCAGGCCAUCCUGGACCACGUAUUCAAGCCGACGAAGAACCAGGGCUCGACCACCGUCGCCCGGACACUGCGAGCCGGUGAUUCCACACCAGCGGCCAGCCUUGCCGCGUCGGACGAAGAAUCCAAACCGUCAAAGGGCGCUCUGAGCAAGACAACGCAAUUCCUUAGCAUCAGCGGUGUCACCUUCCAAUAUAAGGGUGAUCGUCUCUGGAUAACUCUUGACGCCACGGUGGUAUUGGGCCCACUCGAGUUCUCCCUCCUUGGCUUUGGCGUCGGGCUGAAUCUGAGUGCAGUCAGCCUCAACCAGCUCGACAUAGUGAAGCUCGAUCCGCAGGUGCAGCUCCGCGGCAUGGCUGCCUCCUUCGACAAGCCACCGAUCCUCAUUGCCGGCAUCUUCGAAAUGGACGAGAGAGAAGUCAAUGGCCAGCACAUCAAGUCUUACCGCGGCGGCGUGGGCUUGACGAUCCCCCCCUACGCGUUUGUUGCCGUCGGCGAAUAUGCCGAGGUCGAGGAGGGCAGCGAAAAGUACAAAUCCGUCUUCAUCUAUGCCAAACUCGACGGUCCACUGAUCGACUUUCAAUUUGCGAUCCUGCGUGGUGUCCGAAUUGGAUUCGGGUACAAUUCGCUCAUCCGGUCUCCUUCGGUCCGCGAACUUCACCGAUUUCCUUUGAUCAGUGACAACGGAACAAGUGGAACUGGAAAUAACCCCAUGGAAAUCCUGGAAAACAUGCGAGGAGGCGACAACCCGUGGAUACAGCUCAAGAACAACAGUUACUGGCUCGCCUUUGGACUGACUAUCAGUUCGUUCAACAUUGUUAACUGUACGGCAGUUGCUCUCGUCUCCUUCCGGGCCAACGGAGUCAUUUUCAGCAUCUUUGGCGACGUUAUCUGCACCCUACCACCGAGUCUCAACGCGAACGCCGCCUUCAGACUGUUCUACGUCGAGAUUCUCAUGAACGCAGAGCUGAAUUUCGUCGAAGACUGCUUCAAGGUGCAGGCCGCUCUGGCGCCGUCGUCCUUCCUACUCGUCCCCAUGGCUCGGCUCCGCGGCGGAUUUGCCUUGUACACGUUCUUUGGCCGGAGUCCGCACGCUGGCGACUGGGUGUUCUCGCUGGGCGGAUACCACCGGAAAUUCUCUGUGCCGAGUCAUUAUCCCCGGCCGGAGCGGCUGGGUCUCGACUUUUCGAUUGGGAUCAUCAGCAUCGAAGGGAAGGGAUACUUUGCUCUCACACCCAAAGCCGUGAUGGCGGGGGCAUUCAUCCACUGCGAACUCCACGUGGGUCCUGUGUUUGCGUAUCUGGAUGCCGCAUUCGACGCGAUGGUGCAAUUCGAACCAGUGCACUACUGGGUGGACAUGCACGUUGAAGUCGGCGUGGAAUGUCGCGUUCGACUCCUCUUCGUCACGAUCCACAUCUCAAUCUCGAUAGGAGCCGAGCUCCACAUCGAAGGGCCCGAAUUUGGAGGCAUUGCUCAUGUUGAUUUCUGGUUCUUCUCCUUCGACAUCGAGUUUGGCAAGCGCCCAAGCCUCCCGGCUCCGCUCACGCUCGCCCAAUUCUACGAUGUGUGCGCCAAAGCCGGGCCGCCCGACGCAGCCAACGGCCGAACGGAGCCGCCGGAGGGUCUUGUGCUGGAACUCAAGUUCAGCCUCGAGGACGGCAACUUUGUCAUGCCAACGGAAGACACGCAGAAAGACGCGAAUGGCAAUCCCGUGCCUGUCACCGAGCCGACCAGCACGGGCGCGGGGGCCAAAUGGUUCGUCAAGGGCGGCAGCUUCAAGUUCCGCGUGUCGUCGGUGUUCGCGCUCUCGGCUGCACGCAUCGAGACGCCCGAGAGCGGCGAGGACGAGUGGAUCGACGAUGUCGGCUACGCACACGACCUGCCCACUCAGGAGGGGUCCGGGGACAUGGAAGCUGUGGAAGGCCUUGACGAGAUAGAGUUGUUGUCAGCGCGCCCCAUGGGCGUGUCGCGCGCGAUCAAGGCGCCGCUCUACGUCGGCAUCCGCGACGCCGACACCCCGGAGCGCGUCACGACCGGGUGGACCGCGUCCUUUGUGAUCCAGCAGAUGCCAAAGCAGAUGUGGCUCGACCCAGGCCAGAGCAUUGACGCGCUGUCCCGCGAGAAGGGCAGCAUGCCGCUUCGUAUGGGGGUCCAGUUCGAGGCGCCGCCGCCGGUGCUGGCGGUGUCGAAGAUCCCGCCUUUCAACGCCACGGACAUGUCCAAGUUCAAUGUCGCGCACAAAGACCUGCCCGACCACGAGGCUGAGCAGGAUGUAUUUCUCCCAGCGCCACGGGAUGCCGCAGGCGUGCCAGCAACGUGGCCCGCCAUGCAGGAAGCGUGGGCAGCGACGGCGGCCCUGUGGGAUCGACCAUCGGAGGAGGGCGAACCUGUGGAAGAGGCAGGGCUCGCGCGGGCGAUGCUCACAGCGUGCAUGAGUGCUCUCGCGUGGGACAAGCCGUCACCGGAGACGCUGGCGCACGUCAACACGGACGAGUACACGCCGUGGGAGCUGCCGGACGUCAAGUUCCCAGAGCGGUUGGUGAAGGGGACGACGGUCGGGGGUGGAGAAGUCAGGGACGGGUUUGCGAACUAUUAUCUGGAGUUGCCGAGGGUGGUGGCUGUUUAA